AUGCCCACCUCUAACGAAGAAAAUGGAGAUAAAAACUAUAAGGCGUUUCGCUCCAUCGAUGGAAAAUAUUACAAAAUCCAGACUUCAGAUGUUGUGGCAUUUGCCCCCGGUUUAGCCAGGCUGGCAGAGGAACCCAUACCAGGAACGCUUGCUGAAUCCCGAACAACUAUAGUCGAAGAAUAUGGAUUUGUCCUCGAUGUCGUCUUUUCUUUCAUGAAGCGCGAACGUCACCCAAAUCUUGAGCAAAUCACUAAUAUCGAGAUGCUGAUCGAUGUCGCGAAUGCUGUCUUCAAGUAUGAAGUCUUCUCCGGGAUGAACACUUGCUUGGCGAGAAUGAGAGCUCUCAUGCCACACUACCCGCUAUUUGUAUUUUGUUUCGCUGCUGACCAUAAGCAAACGAAACUGUUGGAUGAGGCUGCAACUUACCUCUGCAGCUCCGAAUACAGCUUCGGUAGCCUGGCCGUGAGGGUUUCUAAGGACCUUCUGUUACCUUUGGUUGAAUUGCAAAAGGUUUGGUCAGAAAAGUUUCAGCCUAUUGUCGAGUUCAUUUCGAAGUUUCCGUUGUGCGUCGAGAAGGAAUGCCAUGGGGUGGAGAGGGACUUGGAGGCGGAGAAUCCCAUAAAGAUAUGCAACGGGUGCAAAGCUGAUCUCUACGGAUGGAUCUGUGUGUUGGAUCAGAUGGCCGAUAUAGGGAAAAUGAAGGAAUCUCUUCGACUUGCGGGCAGAAAGGACCUCAAGUUACCUUGUUUCACAUUCAUUUCCUCAGUGCCUGCUCAACUUACAGCGCUCAUUGCUGCAAAGUGCCUGGAUAUCAUCGACAACGAGCUUCCUACCUUCGACUUCGUCCGGCGCGAGAUAGCGAUGCUGGUUGAUUCGGACUAG
Messenger RNA from Psilocybe cubensis, 882 nucleotides. RefSeq lists its product as uncharacterized. The record is from RefSeq and is a predicted model, not a curated record. Bases 1 to 882 code for a protein of 293 amino acids. NCBI's taxonomy places the organism in Eukaryota, Fungi, Basidiomycota, Agaricomycetes, Agaricales, Agrocybaceae. The transcript has 4 exons.